Molecule: messenger RNA, 737 nt
Organism: Ectocarpus sp. CCAP 1310/34
Lineage: Eukaryota; Phaeophyceae; Ectocarpales; Ectocarpaceae
Source: the annotation of a GenBank genome assembly
AUGAGCCAGCUAAUGUCGCUAGUGGAAGAUACCAAGAAGGCAAGCAAGAAGGAGGAGCCAGCUGGCACCAUGGAGGGUGCCGCUGAUCGCGGCGAUGCUAGGGAGAGCACCGCCGCGGAGUCCACGAACGCCGAAGGAGGGGCACCGUGGACCGGGAGUGCGCAGAACGGGAGGUACCUGCGCGAACCUGGUCGAGAGUCUGGUCCGUCAGGGCGACACAGCGGCGAAGCAGGGGGCUUUGUCCCCCAAGAGGUGAGAGUAGCCGCUGCUCACAACCAAGACUAUAGUAGUGUCAUGGGAGAUGGUGGUGCUGCUGUUGGCUUCGGAUGCGGAGACACAACCCCAGCGACGGGGUACCAAAGUGUGCGGUACACUUGUCCUCCGUUCAGCGGGAAAUCGAAAGAUUUCAACAAAUGGCUAAAUGUUUUCCGCAUGGCAGCUAUUGGCGCAAACCUGUUGGAACAAUUUGAAGAGAGCGGGAGCUUGGAGAUCCCCGUCAACAGCGGAAAGAGCGAGUGUUUACUGUCACAGCAGUACCGAAGCGAGCAAGUAGAGCUCGCAUUCCACGCGUGGAACUUCUUGUCUCACGCGUUGAAAGAAAAAGAUCGGAAAAUCAUGAAGAGGGCACGCCCCAGGGAGCUCUUCGUGACCUCAAGACCAUACACGACCCUGAAUCAUCUGUACAGCCGUCAGAGGACCUCAAGUCCCUGACGUCGACCAAGAUAUCUAGAGGUGAA